AUGACCGAUCGGGCACAAGACGCGUCGACCACCGCAGACAAGGAUUCUGCUCCCAAAGCUGUCAUCAAGAACGUAGACAUCUCUCUAGAAAAAUUUAAUAUCGAGAAGGAUAUUGCCGCCCAUAUUAAACGCGAGUUUGACCGCCGCUAUGGGACAACCUGGCAUGUUGUUGUGGGAAAGAACUUUGGGAGCUACGUCACUCACGAAACUAAGCACUUCAUAUACUUUUACAUCGGUUCCCUUGCAUUCCUUAUCUGGAAGUCAUAG
This is a messenger RNA of Rhizoctonia solani, 267 nucleotides long. Its product is annotated as dynein light chain 1, cytoplasmic protein. The coding region runs from base 1 to 267 and encodes 88 amino acids. Gene Ontology annotation, molecular function: dynein light intermediate chain binding; dynein intermediate chain binding. The record is from RefSeq and is a predicted model, not a curated record. NCBI's taxonomy places the organism in Eukaryota, Fungi, Basidiomycota, Agaricomycetes, Cantharellales, Ceratobasidiaceae. The transcript is spliced from 4 exons. Gene Ontology annotation, biological process: microtubule-based process. Gene Ontology annotation, cellular component: dynein complex.